AUGGUAGCCGCCGCCGUCUGUGUCCAGGACCGCACCGAAGAGUUCCGCUCCAUCCUCCACCAGGCCCAACGCCGCCUCGCCUCCAACAAAGUCGGUGCCCAGCGGCAGUCGUUAUUGACGGCCUCGCAGCGCGCCGAAGCUGGCAAUGGCAAUGGCGCUCCGACGCGCGGGCAGCGCUCCGAGUUUGCGCGCAAGGCGGCGGAUAUCGGCCGCGGCAUCUCGGGGGCCAUGGCCAAGUUGGAACGCCUGGCCCAGCUGGCGCGCCGCAAGACGCUGUUCGACGACCGCCCCGUCGAGAUCGCCGAGUUGACCUACGUCAUCAAGCAGGACCUGGCGCAGCUCAACGGCAGCAUCAAGCAGCUGCAGGGCAUGUCGGCUGCGCAACAUCCGCGCCAACAGCAGGUCGACCAAGAAGGAGAACACAACAAGAACGUCUUGCUGCUGCUGCAGGGCCGUGUCGCCGACGUCGGUCUCUCCUUCAAGGAGGUUCUCGAGCUACGCACAAAGAACAUCCAGGCUUCUAAGUCGCGCACCGAGAACUUUGUCUCUUCCGUCUCAGCCUCGGCCCAGCAGCACCCCGCCCUCGCCGAGCCCGGCCGCUCCGACUCGCCUCUCUACCAGCCGCCCCAGCGUGGCCGCAGCCCCAACCCGCCUACCUACACGAAUGCCGCGCAGCAGGAUCUCCUCACUCUCGAGCCCGAUGGAUCUGGCUCCUCGGCCCUCAUGGGCGGCUCCCGCGGCGGUCACAUGUCGGAUCAGCAGCUCUUGAUGAUGGAAGAGGCUCAGCCCACCAACACAUAUAUCAACCAGCGUGGUGAGGCUAUCGUGGCUAUCGAGCAGACUAUCUCAGAGCUGGGUGGAAUCUUCGGUCAGCUGGCACAAAUGGUCUCGGAACAGAGCGAGAUGAUCCAGCGCAUCGAUGCAAACACCGAAGACGUCGUCGAUAAUGUACAGGGCGCCCAGCGGGAGCUGAUGAAGUACUGGGGCCGUAUGAGCGGCAAUCGCUGGCUUGUUGCAAAGAUGUUCGGCGUGCUGAUGAUUUUCUUCCUCCUCUGGGUUCUCAUCGCGGGCUAG
This is a messenger RNA of Aplosporella prunicola CBS 121167, 1074 nucleotides long. RefSeq lists its product as uncharacterized. Gene Ontology annotation, molecular function: SNAP receptor activity; SNARE binding. The transcript has 2 exons. Gene Ontology annotation, biological process: vesicle fusion; endoplasmic reticulum to Golgi vesicle-mediated transport; intracellular protein transport. The record is from RefSeq and is a predicted model, not a curated record. Gene Ontology annotation, cellular component: SNARE complex; endomembrane system; Golgi membrane. Bases 1 to 1074 code for a protein of 357 amino acids. NCBI's taxonomy places the organism in Eukaryota, Fungi, Ascomycota, Dothideomycetes, Botryosphaeriales, Aplosporellaceae.